UUCUUGGAAAAAAAGUUAUUUCAGAGAUGGCCCGAUGUAAAGAGACAAUAUAAAAUUUUUAAGAAAACAAAGAAUGGACAAAACAUGAACUUUCUUGCAAAAGGCCUAACUUGUGCGACACAGGUGCGAAACUGCUUGUCUCACAUUCUUUUUUACGAUUAUUAUUACAACAAUAAAUCAAAUCAAAAUUAUGACAUUGACCCAAUCGAUGAUGUAAUCGGAUUCAUUGAUAAUAUAAAUGAAUAUUUGAAUCGUUUGUUUGAAAAUGAACCUUUUUUUCGAAGACUUACCUCUGCAGAUGAGAUGAAAUACUUGUUCUAUAUUGACGAGAUUAAAUACUUCUUAUCACCAUCUCCACAAAAAAUUGAUCGCAAUUCAAUCGAAAGAUAUUGCGAAAUAAAAUUGUCUCACUAUGAAAAGCUAUCUUCGAUACGAAAUGAGUUGGACAGAUAUAUAGUGAAACCUGAAAGACAACAGCUUUUGGAAGAAAUUUGUACUUUCGUGGCAAAAUAUAUUCAAGUUCGAGAAGAUGUAUGUUACACGAAUGUAAGUGCAUCAUUGGAUACAAUCGCACAAGAGGUACUGAAUUCUCUUAGAAAGAAGCAUCCGAACCAUUCGAUAUUCUCUACGUCUGAUGAAACUUUUUCUUAUUGGAAAACCAACAAUAUCGAAGAUAAUCAUUGGAAUGAAACAGAAAGUACGCAGAUUAUGGAUACACUCCAGGAAUAUAUAUUUGGCACCUUGAACUUUCGACCAUGCAGGUCCUUUCGCGUACUUAUCAAUUGUUUGUGUAUAGAUUAUGUUUUACAAACUAAAUAUGGUCAAGAUAUCAUUGUAGUUACAAUAUAUCAUAGCGUGGCUAGAAGGCUUGGUUUACGAUGCGAUGUAGUAUUUGUUAAAACUGAAACCUGUAUAUUUUGGAAACCAAAAUUCGUCACUAAUAAUUUAGACGAUGCGCGAUGUUUUCACAUAAAAGACGAGCAUUUCCCGAUGUGUUUUAAUCAUUUUCCAGAACACUACACCGCGAUAAGAACUAAAGAGAUGUUGUCGCUACUAAGAGAUUUCUAUGGAAUGUUUAUAACUAGACAUGAAUUAACCACUAUGACAUUAGUCAAAGUGCAUUGUGAUGUGCUGAUAACAUACCCGCACUAACAUAAUCGGAUAUUAGUAUAUAAUAUAAACAAUUGUAAAAAUAAAGAACUUUGUGAGGGUCUUGCAGAUAACAGUUAUGUAUAAUUUACCAUUUUUUAUAAUUUAACUUGGUUUAAGUGUUUAUUGAGACAUUUAUUUACAAAAAAUCAAUCCAAGCAAGAAUUUUAUAGCUUGUGUUUCAUAAUUCGUUUUAAAUAGUAGAACACAUAAAUGAAAACGUAAAAUAUGCCGUAAUAAUUAUCAUUAUAUAUAAUUCAUUUACAAAUCAAUCUACAGAUAGUUGGGCCAACAUAAUGGACAGAUGUUUUUGACAUAUACAUAUAUACAUAUAUUUUCAACUUUUAUAUUAUAGAUAUAAAUAGUAUGCUCUAUUUUUGUAUGCAAUGUCAAGUAAGAAUCAACGCGAUAAAUAAAAUAUAUUUAUUAUUCU
Nylanderia fulva is the source of this 1582-nucleotide messenger RNA. NCBI's taxonomy places the organism in Eukaryota, Metazoa, Arthropoda, Insecta, Hymenoptera, Formicidae. The record is from RefSeq and is a predicted model, not a curated record.